Molecule: messenger RNA, 5102 nt
Organism: Stegastes partitus (bicolor damselfish)
Lineage: Eukaryota; Metazoa; Chordata; Actinopteri; Pomacentridae
Gene: aldh1l2
Product: aldehyde dehydrogenase 1 family, member L2
Exons: 22
Coding region: 154-2697 (847 amino acids)
Biological process (GO): 10-formyltetrahydrofolate catabolic process; biosynthetic process; one-carbon metabolic process
Cellular component (GO): cytoplasm
Molecular function (GO): oxidoreductase activity, acting on the aldehyde or oxo group of donors, NAD or NADP as acceptor; formyltetrahydrofolate dehydrogenase activity
Source: RefSeq, a predicted model, not a curated record
GCCACUGACUCACCGACACACCGACACGCACACGGGGCAGGUGUGUGGACAGCGCAGGGCUGGUUCCUCUACAGCAGCUCAGAACAACUGCGCAGCGUCUGGAUUUAUUUUCUUCUUCUUUCUAUUUGUUAAAUAACAGAAAACACCGCCAUUAUGUUGUGGACAGCGAGUCAAGUGUUGAGGAAAUUCUCCACCUCGUCCCAUUAUUACCAGAAUAAGCUCAAACUAGCUAUUAUUGGCCAGAGCCUGUUUGGACAGGAGGUCUACUCCAACCUGAGAAAGCAGGGUCACAAGGUGGUGGGUGUGUUCACAGUCCCGGACAAGGAUGGCAAGGCUGACCCCCUGGCGGUGGCUGCAGAGAAGGACGGGACACCCGUGUUCAAGUUUCCUCGGUGGCGGGUCAAGGGGAAGCCCAUCCCUGAGGUGGUGGACGCUUACAAGGCGGUGGGCGCUGAGCUCAACGUCAUGCCCUUCUGCUCCCAGUUCAUCCCCAUGAACGUCAUCGACAACCCCAAGCACGGCUCCAUCAUCUACCACCCCUCCAUCCUGCCCCUGCACCGAGGAGCCUCAGCCAUCAACUGGGCAGCAACCUUCAGCAGCAGGCAGGUCCACAGCACACCUCAGGAAGGAGCACGGACACGAUGCUACAGCCCAAUCUAUGAGUGUGAGCCGACAGACACAGAGCAGGUCUGGGAACGUAACGGUGGCAGAUCUGUCACCUUUUAUGGCUCGUCCAUGUUGGGGGGGUCGGUAGCAGCCGGUCAACCGCUGGAGAUUGAGGGGGCUGCCCAGCCCGGCAUCGUCACCAAGAACGGACUUGUCCUGUAUGGAACUGAUGGCAAAGCUCUGCUGGUAAAGAACCUGCAGUUUGAAGAUGGGAAGAUGAUUCCUGCUUCCAAAUACUUCUCCUCUGGAGAAAGCUCCAGCGUGGAGCUGACUGAUGAUGAGAAGAAGAUGGCAGAGGAGAUCAGGAACAUCUGGAAAGGCAUCCUCAGCAACGUCCCAGCCGUUGAGGACACCACAGACUUCUUCAAGUCUGGAGCUGCCUCCAUGGACGUGGUCAGGCUGGUGGAGGAGGUGAAGCAGAAGUGUGCUGGCGUCCAGCUGCAGAACGAGGACGUGUACAUGGCCACCACUUUCCAGGACUUCAUCCAGAUGUUUGUCCGCAAACUGAGAGGGGAGGACCAGGAGGAGGAGCUGGUCGUGGACUAUGCAACCAAAGAUGUGAACAACAUGACAGUGAAAAUGCCGUAUCAGUGCUUUAUCAACGGCAGCUUUGAGGAUGCAGAAAACGGCAAAACGUACGAUACGAUCAACCCUACUGAUGGAUCGGUGAUCUGUAAGGUGUCCUACGCCUCAGUAGGGGAUGUGGACCGGGCGGUGGCUGCUGCCAAAGAAGCUUAUGAAGUUGGGCCCUGGGGCAGGAUGAACCCCAGAGACAGAGGGAGUCUGCUUUACAAGCUUGCAGACCUGAUGGAGGAACACCAGGAGGAGCUGGCCACCAUCGAGUCCAUCGACUCAGGAGCUGUGUACACGCUGGCCCUCAAGACACAUGUUGGCAUGUCCAUCCAGACCUUCCGCUACUUUGCUGGCUGGUGCGACAAAAUCCAGGGAAAGACGAUCCCCAUCAACCAAGCCAGGCCCAACCGCAACCUGACCUUCACUAAGAAAGAGCCUCUGGGUGUGUGUGCCAUCGUCAUCCCAUGGAACUACCCUCUCAUGAUGCUGGCGUGGAAGAGUGCAGCCUGCCUGGCAGCUGGAAACACUCUGGUCCUCAAACCCGCGCAGGUCACUCCUCUGACUGCACUGAAGUUUGCUGAACUCUCAGUGAAAGCCGGCAUCCCAAAAGGAGUCAUCAACAUUCUGCCAGGCUCUGGUGGCAUGGUGGGACAGCGUCUGUCUGACCACCCAGACAUCCGCAAGCUGGGCUUCACCGGCUCCACACCUAUUGGCAAGCAGAUCAUGAAGAGCUGUGCGGUCAGUAACCUGAAGAAGGUUUCUCUGGAGCUGGGGGGGAAGUCGCCUCUCAUCAUCUUCAGCGACUGUGACAUGGACAAGGCUGUUCGCAUGGGCAUGAGCUCCGUGUACUUCAACAAGGGGGAGAACUGCAUCGCUGCUGGACGUCUGUUUGUGGAGGAGUCGAUACACGAUGAGUUCAUCAGCCGAGUGGUUGAGGAGCUCAAGAAGAUGAAGAUCGGAGACCCUCUGGAUCGCUCCACAGACCACGGCCCACAGAACCACAAAGCCCAUCUGGACAAGCUGCUGGAGUACUGUGAGAUCGGACUGAAGGAGGGAGCCACGCUGGUGUAUGGAGGCAAGCAGGUGGACAGGCCAGGCUUCUUCAUGGAGCCCACUGUGUUCACCGACGUGGAGGAUCACAUGUUCAUCGCCAAAGAGGAGUCCUUCGGUCCUGUCAUGGUGGUGUCCAAAUUCAGCAAUGGUGACGUGGACGGUGUGCUGCAGAGAGCCAACGACACAGAGUACGGCCUGGCCUCAGGCGUCUUCACCCGCGACAUCAACAAGGCCAUGUAUGUGAGCGAGCGGCUGGAGGCUGGAACCGUGUUCGUGAACACCUACAACAAGACCGACGUGGCCUCACCUUUUGGGGGCUUCAAGCAGUCAGGCUUCGGCAAAGACCUCGGAGAGGACGCCCUCAUGGAAUACCUCAAGACCAAAGCAGUGACUGUGGAGUACUGAGGCUCCGACUCUCCUGACAAACUCUGACCCACAUCUGUGUAGGAGAGGGACUAGUCGAUCUGCGUGGGUCACACCUCCAGCUUCAUUCAGCGUUCUUCUGGACAGUGUGUGGCUCUGUGCGGGUAUGAGAGCUGCACAAGAGCCGGGAGAGCGCAGACGUUCGUUUGGCCACAGGUUGGACAACGUGCCUGUCUUUGCUUUGCUUUCUGUGUGAGAAUCACAUCAAUCUUGGAACAGGGACCUGUGGGUCUUUUUACAGACCUGGAUACACACACUACACACAUCACACCCCUGAGUCGGACGCCGCUUUGCCUGAUGGGAGCUGAGCUGCUUCUGACUGUAUAUUCAAGCUGUUCGUUCAUUGCUGUCAACCGUCUUCAUUGAUUCUGUCCAUUGUUCACUUGUGACGCUGCCUUCACCAUUCCUUUAAUACCUCUUUGUUUGAGAGUUCUUAGAUGAGCUGAUCUGUAUGUGAAUGUUUUUAUGAUGGAGGGUGUGUAUGAAUGCUGCAGGUCUCCAUGGGCUCACUGUGACCUGACAACCAACAGAACCACAUUUUACUAUAUGGUCAGGUGGGUUCUGUUCUAUUACUGCGGGUUCCAGCUUGAUUUAGCAUUAUGGGUCAUGCUAGAGUGGGUUCCAGAAGAUCCAGCCGUCGUGAUGCAGGCUGCAGGUCUGAUCCUGCCAUGGGCCACUAAUGUCAGCCAUCUUUGUCCUUCCCUUUCACUAUCUGCAAAUUCCUGUUUUCAAAAGCUGGAUGUGUUCUAACUCCUGUCCUGGAAAGUCACAGGAAGACGGCUCCCUCGGUCAACUUAGGGAGGACACAGUUUUACUUUGGCAACCAGUAAAUUAAACCUCUGAAUAGCAGUCUGAGCUGUGACAUCAGUGCUGAUCGGGUCGUUCAGGUCCGUCAUUGCUCAUGAGUCUGGGCUCCAGCUGUCAAAUGAUAGACGGGUCUGGUUCAGGUCUUGGUAGUACAAUCUUGGAGUUUGGGUACAAACUUUUGGACCCGUGACGACCCCUGCUGAAUGUUUUUUGGGUUGAGUUUUGGACCAUCAAGUGCUCACACAGGUCUUAGCGGCUGAACCACGAUGGAAAUAUGGGAUUAGUUUAAGUUUGAAUCUACACGUUAAAAGAAUGAGAUGGACUCAUCCCAGUCCGAGAUGCACUUCAUAUAUUCACACGGAGCUUUCUCUCAGCAGAUCAUUGGUCAAACGAUCAGGAAAAAACACUGAGUUGACCUUGAGCUUUGAAAAGCAGUUUUGCUCAUUUAAAAACUGGUUGUUCACUUUUCUGCACUCCUGAUCACACCCAGAGUGCUUUGCUGCAGCUGUAGACACACCCACCGGUGAUGUCACCGACACGCUGGAGUACGUUUAACAUCCCUGCAGCGGAGCGAGACCAGACAGAAAACACUGUUCAGGUUUAAUACUUGGUCACAUUGCUUUUCCUUCAUAGUCUUACUGAGGUCUGACUCCACUACAGUGAAUGGAAGCUGGUACAGAACCGUAUUUCUGGGUUGAUUUCCAGCUUUGCAGGAAGCUUUUACACUAUUUAAAACCAUCUUUCAGAGACUUGAAACUUGAUCCAGGUAAGAUGUGAUCACUUUACAUUUUAGGAUUUUAGUUUUAGGAUAAUAUAUAUAUAUUUAUUUCUAAUUAUUCGUAAACAUCCAGCAUUUAAAAUUCUGUUGCUUCAUAGAAUCGCAUCACAAGCUGUGUCACGAGAAAGUUGUGAAUAACUCAGAUGUAGUUUCUCACAAAACACCAGACGUCAGAGCAUCUAUGAACACUCCAAGAAGGAGUGUUUUAAAACACUCACUGGUCUUAAUGGCAUCACUGCCCGAAAAGGGAAAAGAGCUGUGAUUAAUAAACUGCCUCCAUCACGUUUCAGUAUUCUGCUAAUGGUUUAUUUCUAGUCUGAACAUUGGGUCAGGAUGUGAAGGAUGAAGUCUUAUUUUUGGUGCCACUCUAAAGAGGCGUGGACAUACAAAUGCAUCUAUCGCUGUUAUUGAAUUGUCACUGAGCCUUUUUUAAAAUUUCAUCUCCAUCACACACGCUCUGGUUGUUUACAUCAUGUGCUUGCAGUUGUGUGUUCAAACAUCCUCACUGUAGACAUUCUCUUCCCUUGUAAAUAUUUUUUUAACAAAAGAGGGACUAUUUGAUAUAUUUUUGACCUUGUAUUGUCAGACAGAGGAGUACAUGUUCUAACACGAUACUGUAUCCAUUAGAGAUGCACCAGCCACAUGUUUUUAAUGCAUCACUAAUGUGACUGAGUAGUGAAAGUAGUUUUCUAUUUGUCCCACAUUGUCAGUGAAGGCAGCAAGGGCUACGAAGGAAGUGUUCUGUCUCUCUCUCUUCAUGGAAAGGACGAGAGCUGUCCCCUCAAUAAACAGUCAAUCAGGA